UUCCCCAUGUCACACCCUGACCUAACUAAAAUAAUAAAGAAAACAAAGAAUACUAAGGCCAGGGCGUGACACUACCUUGUGAACUCUCACCUCUCUUCAAUGCGGAGCCAUUGGAGGUGCGCUGGUACCGGCCCGAUAACUCCUACAGCCCUGCCUUGUUGUACAAGGAUCACAAGAUCCAGGAGACCCCUGUGGACCCUCGGUACAGGGGCAGGGUGUCUCUAACUGGGGGGAUGGAGAGAGGGAACGUGUCCCUGACACUGGAGAGGGUCACACUGGAAGACAGGGGGGAGUAUGUGUGCCGUGUCAGCAGCGAACAAUGGUUCGAUAAGGCCAGUGUAUUCCUCACAGUGAAGGGUAAGUGGCUGGGGACAGGUUCACAGAACAUAUGCCUUGUCCAAUCCUUUCAUGGUUGUAACAUGCCCUCACACUCACACUUUAUAUUUUCACUAGUAUUAGGUGGUAUCCCAGUUCUCUCUGUAGCUGUAGGAGGAGGAGGUCAGGUGAACAUUACCUGUUUAUCAGAGGGAUGGUCACCACAACCUAAACUUUCAUGGAAAAACAAAGAGGGGACAGAGAUCAGAAAUGAACAAGAAGUACUCAACACCUUUGAUCCCCUGGGCUUGGUGAGUGUCAGUAGUUGGCUGCUGUACCCUCCCUCAGACUCAGAUUGGCUCUCCUGUACUGUCUCUCUGUCUGAGGAAGAGAAGAGAGAGAGUAGAGUCCUUCCUCACAAACCUGGUGCCUGGAAAGAAGAUUUCAUUGUGACUUUGGUCCUGUCUCUGCUCCUUCUCAGUGCUCUGUCAACUGUGGUCUGCAUUCUGCUCAAACAUAGAGAUCAAAUGAAGCUUGAACAGAAUAAAUCAGGGACAGAAAACAGUCUGGAGAAACGACCUGUCAAAGAAGGAAAGAAUCUACAAGAUUGGCAUCAGGUGAAAGGAUUCAAAGAGAACAUUACUAUGGAUGAAAACACUGCUCAUGGUACAAUUAGAGUGACUCAAGACGGAAAGACAGCUCAUUACAUCAAAGAAAAAGAAACUAUGAAAUCUUCCGAUCAAAGGCAUCCUCAUGUAUUGGCUAAUCAGAGUUUCGGAUCAGAACAACACUACUGGGAAGUUAAGGUGAGGGAUGAAACCGUGGAUAAAGCAGUGGGUGACUGUGGGCAACUGUCAUGGUAUGUUGGUGUGGCCAGAGAUAAUGCUAAGAGAACAUCUACAGUCGCUGUAACACCUCUUCAUGGAUUCUGAACUCUCUUUUAUGAAGAAGGAAAGGGUUUCCAUGUCAAUACUGACCCUCCAACCUCAGUACAUGUGAGCAAAGAUCUCUCUAUGGUAGGAGUGUUUCUAGACUGUGACAAUCAAUCU
This is a messenger RNA of Salvelinus namaycush (lake trout), 1364 nucleotides long. Its product is annotated as butyrophilin subfamily 1 member A1-like. The coding region runs from base 234 to 1247 and encodes 337 amino acids. The record is from RefSeq and is a predicted model, not a curated record. NCBI's taxonomy places the organism in Eukaryota, Metazoa, Chordata, Actinopteri, Salmoniformes, Salmonidae. The transcript has 7 exons.